AUGGCUAUCAACAGAGAUUCCACUCCCCCACCAAUGAUCGGCAAGAUUGGCCCUUACACUGUGUUCAUGACUCCACCCUCCACACCAAAACCACCUGAACCGGUCUUUGAUUCCCCCAAGAAGGUGGCCCCACCUCCGGUUCAGCCGCCGCCUCAGCAAUUGGUGCAGCCUAUGGCUGUUUCAGAUUCUGCCGCAAAUGGCUCUGUCUUGGGGGUUUUUAAGAAUGCCGUGAACAAAGUUCAGAAGGCACAUUCAAGUUUGGAUGACCAUUUGGCACGUUGGUUUGGGUUGAAUCAGUCAAAAUAUCAGUGGGCACUAGAUGAUUAUUAUGAGAGCAAGGGAUUGGUUCUGAACGCAAAGAAGGCCAAUAUGUAG
Molecule: messenger RNA, 375 nt
Organism: Prunus armeniaca (apricot)
Lineage: Eukaryota; Viridiplantae; Streptophyta; Magnoliopsida; Rosales; Rosaceae
Source: the annotation of a GenBank genome assembly